This is a messenger RNA of Carassius auratus (goldfish), 2840 nucleotides long. RefSeq names its product RAB5A, member RAS oncogene family, b (gene rab5ab). NCBI's taxonomy places the organism in Eukaryota, Metazoa, Chordata, Actinopteri, Cypriniformes, Cyprinidae. The transcript is spliced from 6 exons. Gene Ontology annotation, molecular function: GTPase activity; GTP binding. The record is from RefSeq and is a predicted model, not a curated record. The coding region runs from base 145 to 795 and encodes 216 amino acids.
GUCUGACGUCAGACCAGUCAUCCGAUCCGUCAUCAUCAGUUCUGAUGUAAAAGGGGAAGUUGGGAGGAACAGAGAGGAAGAUCUGGGAGCGAUCGUUUGAGAAGCACCUCUUGACUUCAGUACAGGGGAUUGGGGCUUAGGGUCAUGGCAGGAAGAGGCGGAGCAACGAGACCUAACGGGCCGAACGCUGGCAACAAAAUCUGUCAGUUCAAACUAGUGCUCCUGGGAGAGUCCGCUGUGGGGAAGUCAAGUCUAGUCCUACGCUUUGUAAAAGGACAGUUUCAUGAGUUCCAGGAAAGCACAAUAGGAGCUGCCUUCUUGACUCAGACAGUAUGUUUGGAUGACACAACAGUGAAGUUUGAGAUCUGGGAUACAGCUGGCCAGGAGCGUUACCACAGUCUGGCCCCGAUGUAUUACAGAGGAGCGCAGGCGGCCAUAGUGGUGUAUGACAUCACUAAUGAAGAAUCAUUUGCACGUGCGAAAAACUGGGUGAAAGAACUUCAGAGACAAGCCAGUCCAAAUAUUGUAAUAGCUUUGGCUGGAAACAAGGCAGACCUUGCCAACAAGAGAGCGCUGGACUUUCAGGAUGCACAGUCAUAUGCAGAUGACAACAGUUUGCUCUUUAUGGAAACAUCAGCAAAGACUUCAAUGAACGUGAAUGAGAUUUUUAUGGCCAUUGCAAAGAAACUACCCAAGAGCGAGCCCCAGCCUGCAGGUGCCAGCACAGGACGCAGCAGAGGUGUGGAUCUAACAGAAACAGCACAGCCUGCGAAAGGUUCCUGCUGUAGCAACUAAACGCCGAUGGUCCUCACCUCCUAACCAACCGCAUCACAUCUGGACACGGGGCUCCUCCUUCCAAACCCUCGCUCCCUGGAUUAGCUAAAGACUCUGUAUAGCUGUGUUUCUAAUACUUUUUUUUACUUUUUAUUUUUAAGAAAAAAAAAUAUGUAAAUCAGUCUACUGGAUGCAUGUAUCACUACAAAUGCUAAAUACAUAUUUUAACUUAAUUCUGCAGGAGAACAAACCUGGAUGAAAGUGCACGAGAGAGUGAAUUGAGUGUGUUUGUAUGUGGAACUGAUUACCUUAUAACCAGGCCCAGGCGCAAUCUGCAGAUGUUUUCUGCAAAAAUGGACUAAAGCAAUGUGUUAAACGAAGCUAUCCUUUGUGGUAACUGUAAACAUAAUCAAAUUAGCAAACUAAUAAACUUCAUGAAUGCAUUACAGUUCUGUGGAAAUCUGCAUGCAGAUUUCGUGUAGGCCUGCUUAGGAUUCAAAAAUGAAUCUGAGCUAUUUAACAAAAACACCAGAUCCCCACCUUCUCCGUCAGCAGCCGGUCUAAGUUGGUUUUGGGUUGUAGUUUGGAUGCAGUAGCUUCAUAUUCUAGUAAGGCAUUCCUUAGUGCAUCUUCGGUGUCCUCAAUACACCACAUAUUGCAGUAUGGCCAUGAUAUUGAGAAUAUUGGGCUUUCAUGAGCGUGACUCAAAGUCGUCCAGCUCUUUGGCAGAAGGGAUCUUACAAAUGUCUUGUUGAAUCGAUAUAUAUACACAUGUUUUUUGGGUAUAAGAACAAAUCAAGGAAGGCAGACGGUAGAAUUUGUUCAGCCUGCUUGAUGAAUGAUCUCAACUCUGUUUUAUGCUUAUACAUUUAUUGCCAGGCCCAGAUGGACUUGUGUAUUUUCUGGGGCAAAAUCUACUGAAUUCUGAGGAUUCAAAUGCUAAAACGGGCUCAGUGGAUUUCAUGUUUAUUGGUAGCUGUGCAUAUAAAAUCAUUUAUUUUGCAAAAGUAUUUAAUUAUAGAAAAGCAUGCAGGGGUUGGUAUGUAAGCCCAUUUCCACCACAAAAUUCUGACUUUUCUCACAGCUGAGAAAUAUAAACUCAGAACUGAAAGAUAUAGUCUUGGAAAUUUAUACACACAUUUUGGUACAGUGCACAAUUCUGACUUUUUCCCCCUCAGAAUUUUAUUCUUUAUUAAAUAAAUCUGAAUUACAAAAUAUAAUCUGUGCAUUGAAAGUCCAAAAAACCUUUAUUCUUAUCCCAUGUUGGAGACAUGCUUCCAUGUGUCAAAGCGUGACCAUCUGAAUCCUGCACAAUAUCUAUGUGGGCCUGGUAAUCAUCAAUUAAAAACUAAACAAGAAAGAAAUUAUUUCUCAGACAUGAAUCUUUCCCUGCAUUUUUUUUUAUUGUAAUCUUACUGGAAGUCAUGAGCAAACUGUAAGCGCCUGAUUAGGUCAGUGAUGCAGUGCAGUUUUGUGUUUUCACAUGUACUCUGAAGACUAAAGGCGUGUGUUUGUGGGCAGAUUUUAAUGAUACCUGCGGUCAGACAUAGACUCGGUGAGAGCUUUUGCUUCAAAACAUGACUUGGAGAUCUUCCAGUGUUUUGUGGGCAGAAACAAACCCUGCAUGUCUGCAUCAUUUAGGUGUGCGUGCCAUGACGGACAGUAAUUUGCACACUGUACAGCCUCUCAUAAAUCCUACUAUCAGUUUGAAGUUUAUUUUAACGGAGAAUCAUGUUUAAAUGAUGGUCUUUUGAAAUGUUAGUAGUGUUUCAAAUGAACUUGAUAUUUAGUCAAUGUCUUGUACCUUCUCUCAAAAUGCUUGAUGCUUUUAUUUCGAAGAACCUAUUAUAUUGCACAAUUUUGAGUUACAUUUUUUUUUUUAAUUUCUAAUUAUAAAAUUGUGGCUGUCAGUUGUAUACAGUGGACAUUAUAAAACUCCUGAAGUACCACAGGUAGCUGUGGUCAGCAGAUGUUCAGAUUCAGCAGCAUAAUGCAUUAACACCGAGGGACUGAUAAAUUUUUAAUGUCCAGGUACUAGUAUAUUUCCAAUAAAGGGUAUACAUACA